Messenger RNA from Lathyrus sativus (Indian pea), 600 nucleotides. Lineage: Eukaryota; Viridiplantae; Streptophyta; Magnoliopsida; Fabales; Fabaceae. The record is from the annotation of a GenBank genome assembly.
AUGUUGAACCCAUUUUCAUUUCGUUGCUCCAAUUAUGCUUCUACGACGGCGCUUCCUUCCCUAUUACUCCAUAAUACUACGUCUCUUCACCUCAACAGAUCAUCUCUCACUUUUCCGUUUCCCCGCCGGCCGUUCAGUCCACCGGAACUCCGGUCAGUUCCCCCUGUCUAUGCUGUUGCCUCUUUUCCAUUCUUCGAUAUCAGCGGAGGCAAAGGCAUGAAUGAGUUCUUUGACGUGGAACUAAAAGUUCGCGAUUAUGAAUUGGAUCAGUUUGGUGUGGUCAACAAUUCGGUUUAUGCAGGUUAUUGUCAACAUGGUCGUCAUGAAUUCUUUGAAAGCAUUGGUAUUAAUUGUGAUGCGGUGGCUCGUGGUGGUGAUGCAUUAGCAUUGUCAGAACUAUCCUUCAAAUUCCUUGCACCUCUAAGAAGUGGUGACAGAUUUGUCGUAAAGGUUAGGGUUUCUGGCACUUCAGCUGCUCGUAUAUACUUUGAUCACUUCAUCUAUAAGCUACCAAACCUAGAGCCUAUUUUGGAAGCCAAGGCCACAGCAGUGUGGCUUGACAAAAACUAUCGUCCCAUUCGAAUUCCGGCAGAUUGUUAA